ACGCACGAGAGAGCGCAUGGCGAGAGAGAACUGAUCCGCAGAGCUGCUGCGCGAGCGAGUUGGAACUGCUUUCGAUUGUUGGCGGGCGUCGCCAUCUUGGCCAGUGCGAGUGGCUGUACGCGUUCCGUGAAGCAGCGGGCUUCGUGCGUAUUUCGGGCGGUCGAGUCGUUACGAGUAUUCCGUGCGCGCGUUUUCUCUUGUGAGCGUAUCGACCUCGAGUAUCUUUUUAAACGUCGUGUGAAAUCCGCAAACAUCCGACAUGUCGGAACGGGAGGAUAACGUUUACAAGGCGAAGCUCGCCGAGCAAGCGGAACGCUACGACGAAAUGGUUGAGGCGAUGAAGAAGGUAGCUUCAUUGGACGUAGAACUCACCGUUGAGGAAAGAAAUCUUCUUUCGGUAGCGUAUAAAAAUGUUAUCGGCGCGAGAAGAGCCUCCUGGAGAAUAAUCUCGAGUAUCGAACAAAAGGAGGAGAACAAGGGCGCCGAAGGAAAACUAGAGAUGAUACGUCAGUACCGAUCGCAAGUGGAAAAAGAACUCAGAGAUAUUUGCGCCGAUAUCCUCGGCGUCUUGGAUAAGCACUUGAUACCGUGCGCCUCUACAGGAGAAUCCAAAGUCUUCUAUUAUAAAAUGAAAGGUGAUUACCAUCGUUACUUGGCGGAAUUUGCAAUCGGUAACGACAGGAAGGAAGCGGCAGAGAAUUCUCUGGUGGCGUACAAAGCGGCGAGCGACAUUGCCAUGACGGAGCUACCGCCGACUCACCCUAUUCGUCUGGGAUUAGCGCUCAACUUCUCCGUAUUUUACUAUGAAAUCCUCAACAGUCCUGAUAGAGCGUGCCGCUUAGCAAAAGCAGCCUUUGACGAUGCGAUCGCCGAACUGGACACGUUGUCCGAAGAGAGCUACAAAGAUUCCACUCUUAUAAUGCAACUUCUCAGGGACAACCUUACUCUAUGGACGUCGGAUAUGCAGGGAGACGGUGAGGCCGAACAAAAGGAGCAACUGCAAGAUGUGGAAGACCAGGACGUAUCGUAACUCUAACUGUAGUGAGUGUUAUCUUGCGCAUAUAAAACUGAGAUACAAGAAAAAAACUCUUAAUAACUCGUAAGCAAAAGAAAAAAAAAACCAAUUCAGCAGGUGGCAGUUUGGGGUGGGAAGGGGAGACCUUUAAAAAAAAAUUUGCGUGGCUCUUACAAAACACGCACUUUUUACGAUUACUUCAAGACAAACAAACAACAAGCUACAAGAAAAAUAACAAUAAAUCUUUCUCGAUUGCAUUACACUUUGCUACAUGUACGAUUGAGUUACGGAGCACGCAGAAAAUACGAUGCAAAAAAAAAAGAAACAAAAAGAACACGGCACACUCUGCGGCAAAGGAUAGAGAGACUGCAAAGCAUUUAGGAAAGGCACUUUCCAAUAGCCCCGUUUUUGCGUAUUGAGAGGAAACACCCACCACGUAUAUUUGCAUGUUGCGUAUAUAUUAGACCAAAAUUACUCGCACGGAUGACGUCGCACCGAUGUCAAUACCGGCGACGAUUUGAGUAAUUUCUCGAUCAUUUCGUCACAUUAGAAUUUUAAUCUCCUUGAUUUCUGUGAAUGAGCAAAUUGUGUCUUACUACACACGUUUUGCAACGGCAAAAAAAAAUAGUUGCUCGACGAUGCAUUUGUAUUUUUGCUUGCUUUUUAUUAUACACUUCUGCUAAUCUUUUUAUUCUUCUUACUUCUUCAACCUCUACCCUCUGCUCACUCCCCUUUUUCUCAUUCUUCCAAACCUCGCUUCUUUUUACUGCACACGAUUGUCUCGCACAUAAUGUAUAAUUGCGAUACUUUUUCUCUCUCUUUCUCUUUCUCUCUCUUUCGCACAUACACAAACACACACACACACACACACACACCUCUCUCACUACGGAAAUAACGGAGGCGCCCCUCAAUUGCCAAUUGUCAAUGUCAAGACAGACCUCGCUUUCGAGCUUGUACUGUUUAAUAAAAUAUGUACUUCCGAAAACCACACGAAAUCUCUGAUAUACGAAUGUAAUAAUUAUAGAUAGUUCCUCAAAAAUAAUGUAAAAUGCAUGGUUUUUUGGCAUCAGUCGAGCUGAGGAGAAGAGAACGUAGUUAAUUGCCUUACCUCCUCCUCUUCCCCCCCUCUGUACCUUUUCCAAAUGCAAUAAUAGUACCAUUGUCCGACUGAGAAUUGUGAACUUUCAGAAGGAGAUCAUGUUCGCAAAAUUUUGCGACAAAUAAAAAAAACAGAAAGAAAGAGAAAAAAACGAGUGUAUUAUCGAAGUUUCGAUCGCGUAUCGUCUGAAUCUAUUGAUUUCAUAAUUAAUUAUCGCACAUGUUUCGUGGAUAGACGAGUGUGUCUCAUCGCGUCAGCUCGACGAGCAGUGAGUCGUGAUUUAAAAGGGAAAAAAAAGGAAGAAAAGCAAGAACGCAAACAAAAAAAAAAAAACAAAAAAAACAAAAAAGAUUACGUUAUCGUAUGUGAGCCUCUUUAUAUUAAUAUUACGUUACUCACAGCAACCAAGUAAACUAUCUAGCUAGUCUGUAAUGUGGUUGUACGUUUUCAUACGCCCGUUGUGUAAACUAAUAUCGAUUAUUGUGGUAUAAGAAGUGACAGAAUAAAUGAUUGUACCCCGACUUUUUUCCAUUCGCGCGCGCGCGCACACACACAUACAUACACAAUACAUACACAUACAUACGCAGACAUAAUUUUACGCUCUAUAUAUAAAUAUACAUCCAAUCCGCGCGGAUAAUUGAUCCGUGUUUGUUAAUCGUGGAUUGAAACCGGUACAGAUUUCUGGCGAAUUCAAGCUUUCGUUAGUGUAAAUACUAUACGCGUGAGAUAAAAGAAUCCUAUUUCGCACUUCUAUCGACGGUGUACAGAGAAAGAUCGGUGUCACUUCCUACUGUUCGUAGAACACGUCGAGAUCCAAAAUCUCGUCGAAAUGAUAUCGAAAAUGAACAAAAAAAUUAAAAAAAAUUGACCGGUUUCAGUUCUUCGUUGUAUUAUCCAUUUCUCUUCGAUUCGUCGUCGAGUCAUUCCAUCCAGUUUUAUGUUGAGACAUUCCAUUGUUCUUGUAAUAAGAAGAAAUCUCUGUCGGGAUCGUAGAUUUACAAGUGAAUAAAAAAAAAAAAAAAGAAAUCCUUCCUUCACA
This is a messenger RNA of Pseudomyrmex gracilis, 3153 nucleotides long. It is a transcript of the gene 14-3-3epsilon, whose product is annotated as 14-3-3 protein epsilon. Gene Ontology annotation, biological process: signal transduction. The coding region runs from base 260 to 1030 and encodes 256 amino acids. NCBI's taxonomy places the organism in Eukaryota, Metazoa, Arthropoda, Insecta, Hymenoptera, Formicidae. The transcript is spliced from 4 exons. The record is from RefSeq and is a predicted model, not a curated record. Gene Ontology annotation, cellular component: cytoplasm.